Aspergillus ruber CBS 135680 is the source of this 1349-nucleotide messenger RNA. RefSeq lists its product as uncharacterized. The coding region runs from base 38 to 1267 and encodes 409 amino acids. Lineage: Eukaryota; Fungi; Ascomycota; Eurotiomycetes; Eurotiales; Aspergillaceae. The record is from RefSeq and is a predicted model, not a curated record. The transcript has 8 exons.
UGGAUGACAAUCAACCAAGCAUAUCCUAGCUAUAAUAAUGUACCAGGGAUUAGAGUUAAGCACAAGAGCUAUUGAGAAAGGAGGGUGGAAAGUACAUACGCCCCUCCAGUUGCAGGAUCUAGAUUCCGAUGAAGCCGAGCAUUUUAUUCAAAAGGACUGCAAGCGAGACCUGCGUAUCAAUUGGGACGGGGAUUGCCUCCGGUGUCUAGUCGUUGAUCUCGAACCUCAAGAGCGGGUAGCAAUCAAAGAUCCAGUAUUGCAAACUGCGCUUCGAAAAGGAUGGAUUCCGGCGGAAUUUAUUCGUCUGCUGGGGAGUGGGAAUGCAGGCACUUCUCUCUUGUGGACGGCUGACCGAAGAAGCCUUUUUUUACAAUUACCAAAAGACAGAAAUGGCUUGGUCACGAUGAUAUUAACAUGCCUACCAUCCGUGAGACCAAAUGCAAGAUGCCAACCCCAAACCGACUGGGCCUGUAUCCUCCUGUCAUCCAAUGGAAUCGACCUCGAGAGCUUACUAGCCAAAGACCCCUUCCCGAAUGAUUACACCCGAAUGCCAGCAGACUUCAUGAUCCUUCCCGUGAGCUUGUUCCGAUGGCGGGUGGAACUGCUCGUCGAAGAACUGGAGAAUCUUACCCGCAACGUGGUAAAUGAAGAAGAACAGCUUAUAGGAGCAAUCGAACUGUCUGAGCUGGACUCGAUAAGGAAGAGCAUCUUCGAGCUUGGAAAAGUGCAAUUGCGAUUACGGAGGAAAUGGGUGUGUACACUUGAGGUCGCUACGACACUUUCACAGUAUUUCGACGCUAUUGAAAGGCAAUAUGCUAAGGAAGAAGUGUCCCCGCAAUAUUCCGAGAUUCUCAGGCAGAGGGUUCGGAUGGAUGCCCAGCUUUGCGGGUCGUUGGAGUAUGACUUGCAGAUUAUACCGUCGAAGAUAGAUUCCCAGCGCCAGAUGAUUGACAGCAGAUUCCACAUGAUGAUUGCUCAAAGCUCUGCGAAAACCGCAGAGGAAUCUCAGAAAGACAGCUCGUCCAUGAAAACGAUGUCGAUUAUGACACUAAUAUUCCUGCCGGGGACCUCAAUUGCGUCUAUUUUCAGCAUGGGAGUCUUCAACUGGGACGCCAAAGACGUUCGGCACGUCGGUAAUCAGUACUUAUGGCUCUAUUUUGCGAUUGCUAUUCCUUUGACCAUUGUAGUAUUGUUGACUUGGUACUCAUGGGUCAAGUUGAGGCAAAGGAGGAAGGAGGCGAAGAAAAGUGAAAAGGAUAAAUGCUAGAGUGGUUGAUAGAUUGCACGUUUGUCCAUUUCUUGUUUGAUGUAUUAUAGAAUAAAAUGCUAAUGCAACGAGUCAAUGAAUC